This is a messenger RNA of Aphanomyces astaci, 2124 nucleotides long. RefSeq lists its product as hypothetical. The transcript has 6 exons. The record is from RefSeq and is a predicted model, not a curated record. Bases 1 to 2112 code for a protein of 703 amino acids. Lineage: Eukaryota; Oomycota; Saprolegniomycetes; Saprolegniales; Verrucalvaceae.
AUGAACUGGGUCCACAUCUCGAAACUCACUGCUGACUUGCAUGACGUCGCCUCGGGUUCGUCCGCGGCGGCAGAUGCCAACCCCAUACCUGUCCACUGGGUGCUUGCGACGCUCCUGGACCUGUUCCGCGAGUACCCGAAUGGCGUCACCGAUGCCAUCGCGCGAACAGAGCUCCUCGUACGGUGGAAACUGCAUCGCCAAAGAUCAUCGUCCAAUCAAUCGAAUAAGACCGCGGGAUGGGCGUCGUCGAGCGACACAGCCGUCGUAAGGGCACAGAUCACUGAGUUCAUCGCAGCCCAGCACAUCCUCAUCCUACGCGAAGCACCAGCCACCAGCUCCGACAUUCCCGAGAACGACUCUCCCAGCGCCUUCACGAAGAACCAGAACAUGCACUUAUUUGUGCACCAGCGCUUUCACCGCUACUUGCCAUCUUCCUCCGCUGGCGUCAUGCACCCGUUCAACCCCUCACGUCGUCUGCUGCUCACCGCCUUGCAACCUUUCGAACGGCGGCAACCGCGUGACUACAUGCAAUGCCUGCCUACAGAGAACAUGAUCAUUGUCCUCGAUCCUUCCCGUGAUCCAUGGGACCGUUCGCUUGUGGCGGGAACGUCCUGCGUGUCGACAUUGUCCGCUCUUCACCGCAUCCCCGCCGACCAGUUGCAUGUCCAGUUGCUUCGCAUGAAAGUCGUCGCCGUCGAGCCGACUCGAUCGUGCGUCGCGUCUGUGAAUGCAAGUCGGCGGCUAUCGAUUGUGGUUGCAGGGACAGACAAGGAGGAUGGCGACAACAACAGCAGAAGCGACGAUAGCCACACGUUUUUAUUUGUGUUGUGGGACACACAGACCCCCCUCGGCCUCUCCGUGCACCCCGGCGACACGCUCAUCAUGGACUGUCCGUACCUGAACUUCCGGGACUCGGCCAACAUGGAGCACCAAGCAAUGUUUGAUGAAUGCCCGGGGUGUGCUGCCACCCACCUCUUCUUGGAGUACGGCUCGUCCACGAUUCUCUUUGUCGUGCCAGCCAAGUCAGUCCUCACGGACGUGGUCACGCAGCCCAACAAGGUGGCGUUCACAGCCCCCGUGGACCCAGUCACAAAGUUUUCCGAUCUGUCAGAGUACCCGCUGCCGCUGGACGAGUGGACGGACCUGCCCGUGAACUGCUACAACCUUUCGUUUCUCGGCCAAGUGGCGGAUAUCCAUGUCGCCCGCGCGAGUCCGCUGCGCCAGCAGUUUACCGCAACGUACUUUGGCGCCAAAGGCAUGAUGAUGUCGGCGGAUGAUGAUGACGCAUCCAGGACAUCGCCGCAGACGGUGUUCACGGUGGUGUUGACGCUUCGGUCGCUGCAGCCGCCGUUCCCGCUGCUAUCGAUCGAAGUCACGGGACGGGACCAAGUGGCGUGUGCGCUUGCCACGUGUGAGCCUGGCCACCUCGUGUUUGUGCAAAACGUCGUGCUGGUCAAGACUGGCCAUACGACCAUGGGCCUGUGUGCCAACUGGUCGAGUUUGCACCCGGCGUUCGCCAACGGCAAACUCACUGCGUGGAACCGGCUACUCGGGUACGUGACAUCUCCCGACUUUUACGAUGUCCAACUGGUCGCCCAUCUACACAACCGCGUGCUGCUGCGUGGAAUGAUGUGGCCACAGCUAGCCGUCGUCCGUGCGAGUUUUGUGGCCAGUGGCUGGCUCGAUCCGUCCCCCACGACGCUGAUCCACCGCGCGUGCCGCCGCCCCAUCGCCCCCAAACGCCAUCCAGACGACCCGUGGGCGUGUGACAUGUGCAAAGUGUCGUGGAAUCAAGGCCAAAGCCAUGUAGAGAUUGGGUUUAGUCGACUUGCGGUUCAAGUCGACGACGGGUCUGCCAGUAUCCGCGCCGUGAUGAGCUCGCGGUGGCUGGAGAACCUGCUGGGGUGUACAGCGCUCUCGUUCGACCAGCUGCCUCUGACCGAGCAAGCCAGCCUCGUGGCCUGCAAGUGCUCGACGGGGCACGUGUACGUGUGUGUGCUGUCGUCGUGUCCAAGUGUGGACAACAUCGUGUGGCGCAUUGACCAAGCGAUUCCAUUGACCGAUCAAGUCACGAAUCAAAUCCUUCAACUACAUAACAGUAGUAAUAAUUGAUUUACACCAGCG